UGGUCAAAGACCUGCCCUGCUGCCACGAAUAAAGUUCAACUUUCUUCAAUCAAAUUGCAGAUCUAGAGGAUUACUCUCAGUUCAUCUGUGAGCAAGAAAGACUGGUCGUCCAGCCAUCAUGAGUGCAUGUGGGAGAGCUGAUUUCUGCUUUCUGCUCCUUCUUGGUCUGACUUUGUGUCCACUUUGUGUGACAGCAGGGAAAAUCCUAAUCUGGCCUGAGGAUUUCAGUCACUGGCUCAACAUCAAAAUCAUCAUAGAUGAGCUUAUAGAAAGAGGACACAGUGUGACUGUAGUUACCCAAAGUGCUACACAGUCGAUAAAGACAGAUCAGUCUUCAGGCUACAAUGUGGAGGUCAUACAGGUGCCUUACAGUAAGAAGGAUGUUGGUGACAUAUAUGCAAGGCUUUUAAAAUACUGGAUGUACGACCUGGAGAAUGACAACAUGAUACAGGGUUUUGUGAAGUUAAGUGAAUUAAUCAAUGAUAUGUUCGAGCAGAAUCACGCACUAUGCAGAGAGGUUUUUGCACGUGAAGAUCUGCUGGAGAAGUGGAGAAAGGAGCAGUUUGAUGUUCUUCUGACAGACCCUGCGAUUGUAUGUGGGGAACUGCUGGCACAGAAGCUGAACCUGCCGUUCAUCCACACUCUAAGUUUUAGUUUUGCGAGAGCUAUGGAGCGACACUGUGGAAAGCUGCCAGCGACACCAUCCUAUGUUCCUGCACCUGGCAGGCUCUACACAGAUCACAUGGACUUCCUUCAGAGAGUAAACAAUUUUUUGUUUGUUGUCUUGACAGAUAUAGCGUUUGACCUUAUGGCUGUGGCGAAAUGGGAUCGGCUCUUCACAGAAGUCCUGGGCAAACCUACGACACGUUGUGAAACUUUGGGCAAAGCUGACAUGUGGUUAAUCCGCACUUAUUGGGACUUUGAAUAUCCAAUGCCACUUCUCCCAAAUUUCCAAUUUGUUGGUGGAAUGCAUUGCAAGCCUGCAAAACCUUUACCAAAAGAGAUGGCGGACUAUGUCCAGAGCUCGGGAGAUGAUGGCAUUGUGGUGUUUUCAAUGGGCUCCAUGAUUAAAAACCUCACUAAAGAAAGAGCGAACACCAUCGCUGCAGCACUCGGCCAGAUCCCCCAAAAGGUUAUUUGGCGAUACACAGGUGAAAAACCAGAAACUCUUGCUCCUAAUACAAGAAUCUAUGACUGGAUUCCCCAGAAUGAUUUAUUAGGACAUCCUAAAACCAAGGCCUUCAUAACCCAUGGUGGGAACAAUGGAUUAUAUGAAGCUAUUUUUCAUGGAGUUCCUAUGGUUGGAAUACCACUGUUUUCUGAUCAGCCUGACAAUAUACAUCAUAUGAAAACCAAAGGAGCUGCAGUUAUGCUUGACUUCAACAAAAUGCAGACCGAGGACUUAAAGCAGGCUCUCGUUGAUGUCAUCAACAAUCCAUUCUACAAGGAGAACAUUAUGAGGCUAUCCCAAAUCCACCAUGACCAACCAAUGAAGCCACUAGACCAAGCCAUUUUCUGGAUCGAGUAUGUGAUGCGCAAUAAGGGGGCUAUGCACUUGAGGGUUGAAGCUCAUAACCUCAUGUGGUUUCAGCAGCACAGCUUGGACGUGAUUGCCUUUUUGCUUUCUGUUAUUGCUCUGGUUGUGUAUUUUGUAAAAACAUGCAGUUGGCUCUUCGGUAAAUGUUUCAGGAAGACCCCGGUAAAAAAGAGCAAGAAAAAGUAAAGUGCGGUGAAAUGUAUUAAAAAUGAUCAUGAUAAUACUGUUCAUACAUUUGCAUUAGAUGUACAUAAAAUGUUCUAGACUUUCAGAUUGUUUGCUCACAAUAUGUACAAGUUUACAAUUAGAAUCUCCAAAUGGAUGUAAGUAUCCUAAGUACUAUGAUUUAUUAUGGCUAUCAUGUUUUAUUAUAAUUUUUGUCACAAGACUUUGCUU
Messenger RNA from Silurus meridionalis, 1933 nucleotides. Its product is annotated as UDP-glucuronosyltransferase 2A2-like. The record is from RefSeq and is a predicted model, not a curated record. NCBI's taxonomy places the organism in Eukaryota, Metazoa, Chordata, Actinopteri, Siluriformes, Siluridae. Gene Ontology annotation, molecular function: UDP-glycosyltransferase activity.